GAAUGGUCGAUUCCUCUCUUUGUGGCUUGCAGUUUGGCCUCCAGUCCUUUAGAUGUCUCUGCAGGAGCCUCCGUGGUUGCAAGCAAAGAGAAUAACAGGAAACGGAGGAGAGUCUCGAGCGAUCAUGGCUGAGGAAGAAGAAGAAAACCCCCAAGCUCGGCAAGGUUUGCAGGAACUGGUUGACCAGCUAUAUCAUUUCCGUGACCAUUAUUUUGAGAGCCACAAGGUGGAAGAUGCUGGGAAAAAGCAGCAGGAUGUACAGGAAGAAAUGGAGAAGACUCUUCAGAAAAUGGAAGCAUUAGAAGGCCUGUCUAAGGGUCGAGCUCACACACUGAUGCUGAAGGGGAAAGCCUUGAAUGUGUCCCCAGAUUAUAAUGCCCAGGCUGAAGAGCUGCUCUCCAAAGCUGUCAAGCUGGACCCAGAACUGGUAGAAGCCUGGAAUCAGUUAGGGGAAGUUUACUGGAAAAAGGGUGAUGUCUCUGCUGCCCACACCUGCUUCUCUGGAGCGCUUAGCCAUUGCAAGAACAAGGCCUCCCUGCAGAAUCUCUCUAUGGUGCUGAGGCAGCUGCGCACGAACUCCGCUGAUGAGCAUGCACACAACGUGAUGGACAGCGUGCGGCAGGCCAAGCUGGCGGUGCAGAUGGAUGUGCGCGAUGGCCGCUCCUGGUAUGUUCUGGGCAAUGCCUACCUCUCCUUGUUCUUCAAUUCAGGGCAGAACCCCAAGAUCUCCCAGCAGGCGCUGAGUGCCUAUGCCCAAGCAGAGAAGGUGGACCCCACAGCAUCUUGUAAUCCAGAUCUACAUCUUAAUCGAGCCACGCUAUAUAAGUAUGAAGAAAACUACAUGGAAGCUCUGGAGGGCUUUGCACAGGCAGCAGCCCUUGAUCCAGCUUGUCCUGAACCACGCCAACGGGAGCAGCAACUCGUAGAUUUCCUGGAGCGGCUAACCAGCCUCCUUGAAAACAAGGGAAAAGUGAAAGGCAAGAAGCUGCAGAGCAUGCUGGGAAGCCUGCGUACCUCCCAGCUGGGCCCGUGUGGGGAUGGGCGCUACCAAGGGCCCUCGGGUCAGAAGGUGCAACUGGAACAGCGCCCCCUGGGCACCUUGAGGCCUGGCGUUAACUCUGGUGUUGUGGUGCUGGGGAAGGUGCUGUUCAGUCUGACCACAGAGGAAAAAGUGCCCUUCACUUUUGGCCUGACUGACUCCACUGAGGGCCCCUGUUUUGCUGUCACUGUGUACAACAUGGCGCAAAGCUGGGGGGUUUUGAUUGGGGACUCGGUGGCCAUCCCUGAGCCUCACCUUCGGCAUCAUCACAUCCAGCACCAAGGCAAGAGUUUUACUUUUUCUAGCAUCCGGGUGGAGACGCCUCUCCUGCUAGUGGUGAACGGCAAAGUGCAAGGAUCCCAGAGCCAGGCUGCAGCCACCAUUGCAUAUCAGGCACAAAGUGAAUGAAGUGAGGGGGCAGGAGGAGGUGACGGCAAGUGGGGGGACUGCUCUCCUGCCUGGUGGUGCUUGGCCUUCAGGCAGAACCUGCUACCUCUCAGAGGAUCUAGAAAAUCAAAGGCCUGGGGCAGGGUUAGCCAAGGCGGUGCCAUCCAGCUGUUGCUGAACGACAGCUCCCAGCAUUUCUCCCCCUUGGCUAUGAUAGCCGGGGCUGAUGGGAGUUGUUGUCCAACAACAUCUGGAGGACACUACCUUGGCUAUCUAGGGCCCAGCAAGGUUGGACUUGUUUUUAUCAUACAUUCAAAGACACUAGAUUGAAGGAGUGAGAGACAAGAGAGGGAACUGCAGGACUCCAGGGUUAAGCCCUAGUUUUGCUCCCUCUCAGUUCUACUUCCCUAUGCAUCAGCCUAGCCUCGAUCCUCUGCAGUAAUAAGAGUUAGCCUUCAUGAGUCAGUCUGAAAAAUCAGUGGGGCUGCUCAACUCACUCCCAUGUCUUUCCCUAGGCUCCUCCCACUUUUCCAACAGCAGGCCUGCCCCAUCUCU
Molecule: messenger RNA, 1981 nt
Organism: Podarcis raffonei (Aeolian wall lizard)
Lineage: Eukaryota; Metazoa; Chordata; Lepidosauria; Squamata; Lacertidae
Gene: TTC5
Product: tetratricopeptide repeat domain 5
Exons: 10
Coding region: 53-1447 (464 amino acids)
Molecular function (GO): protein binding
Source: RefSeq, a predicted model, not a curated record